AUGUCCACGGAGGAUAUACUAGACGUCCUCAACAUCCAAAGAAAUGACACGCAACCAGCAAAGAAAAAACAGAAACUCGCAUCGCCUGCCGCGGUUGACGCUUCGCAGAAACCACUAACUGGCAUGGCUCGAGAAUUGUACAAUCUCGUGGGACCCAACACACCUCCCAUUAGCCUCAUUCCAGCGUCACAUGGCAAAGACCGGAAAUCAUUCAAGCCCAGCCCCUGGACAAAACUACACUUUACGCCGAAACACGACGGUCCCGAGUUUCUACAUUGGGUUAAAGGUUCCGAAAGUUUGCUCACGCUGGAAGAGGAGAUGCUGAAACCUUAUUAUUUUGAGAAAUUUGAUGUGCAUGUUGACAUCCCUGCUUUGCCUGAUAAGGAAACGUACGAGGAGUUGAUGAAGCCCCAAGGGCAAGACAGCGAUGAGGUGAAAAAAGAAGCCGAGACGAAAAGAAAGGAGAAUGAUGAUGAUGAUGGUGACAAGAAGAAGGAUGCUAAGGACGAGAGUGUGGAUGCAGGCACUAAAAACGACGCAAGCAGGAAGGAAAAACCCAACGGUGAACUGGACCUGGCGUCAACUCUAGCACCAACGCUGGCGAAGAUGACACCGGAAUGGAGCUACGAAGAAACAAAACAGCUUUUCGAUCUAUGUCGGACAUUCGAGUUGAAAUGGCCCGUGAUCCAGGACCGGUUCCCGCAACGCAGGACAACAGAAGAGAUGAAGCGCCAUUUUUACCACAUAUGCAGCAAGAUCUUGCAAGAUCAACAAUCAAACACCCACGACAGCUUAAUCGACGCUUUGAACUCAUAUUCCAAGGAGAAAGAAGUGGACCGCAAACAAUAUCUCGAAAACCUCCUCCUCCGCACCCCAGCCGAAAUCGCCGAAGAGGAGUCGCUCGUGAUUGAAGCGCGCAGAUUCGAGCUCGCCGCCAAGAAAAUGCUCACGGAGCGAUCCAACUUGCUCGCGUUGCUCGACUCGCCUCAAUCAGCACACAACGUAGCCCAAUACCAAUCAUCACAGGGGAUCACCAACUUAUACAACAACCUCAUGCUUUUCGAUAAGCACCAAAAGAAGAAAAUGCAGCAGCAGAAAAUCACAACGCAGGACCCCGUGCCUCCCCCCAUUCCACCAGCGGCAUCCUCGUCCAUCCGAAGAGACCGGGUAUUCCAAACUCAGCUCCAGCAGUACUUGUCAAGCUUACUCAAGCAAAACUACCACACCACGUCCGCGGUGAAGCAGGAAGCAAACGCAAUCCACGAGCUCUUAAUGAAGAAGCUCACGCAGAAGGAAGAAGAAGCGUACGGCUUGCACUACCACGGCACGGAGAAACUCACCCCGGGCGUCUCGUUGCGCUCGCAGCAGAAAAUGUCAGGUUUGCAGCAGAAACAAUCCGUGUUGAAGCUGGUUAGUGCUCUUCUUCAAGAGUUGGAUAUACCAACCGCGGGCGGGAGCGCGAUGAAGCCGAUCAUGCCUACGAGAAAGACCAUGGCAAAGUACGACGAGUUGUUGCGGGCCGUCGUUACCUUGUUGGAAGUGAAGAAAGCGAGAGAUAAACUCGAGUCUGAAAUUGCCUUGAUCAAAAGCCAGCGAGACCUAGUGUGA
Molecule: messenger RNA, 1608 nt
Organism: Lodderomyces beijingensis
Lineage: Eukaryota; Fungi; Ascomycota; Pichiomycetes; Serinales; Debaryomycetaceae
Source: the annotation of a GenBank genome assembly